UAGCGUUGAAUAUCGGUUCAUACUAUUACGCUUCUGGAAAGACAGCCAUUGAGUGAUGGAGUUGCGUGUUGACCUUCAAUUUCGCACGACUUACACGAAGCAGGUGGGCCGUACGGCAGGUAUAAUAUGCAUGUGAUCUUGUCUGCUCGCCAUGUUGGUUUCGUUGGGCAUUCGUAACUCUCAUUCACACAUUCUCUGCUCUCAUAUCGACUGCCUUUUCAAUAUCCUCUCUUUUUCUCCCGUUGAACACCUCGAGCGGAAUCCUCGGCUGGUCUGAGUGGACGCUCUUUACCUUCUCGCACAUUUUACAGGACCUGAGUCGUCCCCUAAACAGCUCGUCAACCGGCUUUAUAACAUGCGUUUCGAGAUCAUUGCACUUCUGGCGGUAGCCGCCACUACCUCGGCUCAGUCGGUCGUCGGUACAGCCUACGGUUACGGUGCCGGUGCGACUGGCGGAGGAGACGCCGCCCCUGUCACCCCGGCCUCAAAUGAGGAACUCGAGCAGUACCUCGCCGAUGACACCAAGCGCGUUAUUCUGCUCAAUCGAGAGUUCGACUUCACCGGCAAGACCGCGUCCGGUGCUGGCUGCGACAAGACCACCUGCUCCGCCAAUAGCGGCGGUGGACAGUACUACUUGGGCGACCUCUCCUGCGGCGGCUCCGACAUGACACGCGUCAGCUCCAUCACCUACGACGCAGCUGGUAUCACCCCGCUCAAAGUCGGAUCUAACAAGUCCAUCCUCGGUGUUGGCGGGAAGGGCGUGAUCAAGGGCAAAGGGCUUUCCAUCGCCAAAGGUGCCAGCAACGUCAUCAUUCAGGGUGUCGAGUUCACAACAAUCAACCCCGGCAUCGUCUGGGGAGGUGACGCUCUCGACAUGCAGGGAGGAAACACCAAGAUCUGGGUCGACCACUGCAAGUUCUCGCUCGUCGGUCGCAUGUUCGUUGUCAGCCACUACGACGGCGCCGAGGCCACUCUUUCCAACAACGAAUUUGAUGGCGUCACCGACACCUCGGCUACUUGCAACGGCAACCACUACUGGACAAUGAUGAUGAUUGGGAAGACCGACAAGUUCACCCUUGACAAGAACUACUUCCACCACGUUUCCGGUCGCGCCCCCAAGCUCGGUCAGGACGGUGUCAACAGCUACUUCCACGCAGUAAACAACUUAUUUGAAGAGAUGAAGGGCCACGCUUUCGACGCUUAUACUGGUGUCCGCGCACUUGUCGAGGGUAACGCAUUUGUUGCUGUUAACCAGCCCAGCACCGAGCACGCUGCUGGUAUCAACACCUUCGUCAGCAAGGGUGGUAACGCCUGCUCGUCUGUGUUUGGCCGUGCUUGUCUUGAGAACAGUGUCGACUCUUCUAGCGGCAAGCUGUCCUCGGGUUAUUCCUCUGGCUUCAUUGCUCAGCUUGGAAAGAUUGACGUUCCUAAGCCUAUCGAGGCUAGUAAGGUCGCCGCCUACGUCAAGGCCAACGCAGGUCCGGCAAACCUCGGUGCUUCUUCUUCACCUGCUCCUGCUGCUACCGCCACCACUGCUGCUGCUGCUACGCCAGCACCUGCUGCUCCCAUAGGGUCUGGUUUUGCCGCCGGUACUGCCAAGCUCUACGCUCAGUGCGGUGGUCAAGGCUUCAAUGGUCCUGCCAGGUGCGAGGCCCCUGCUACGUGUGUCAAGAUGAACGAGUGGUACUCUCAGUGCAUCAACAGCUCUUCCAAGUUCCGCCGCGCGCUGGGCCACUACUGAGCCUGAGAUUUUGUGGUAACUUUACGAAACCUGCAAGUGUUGUGGAGGCACUAUGAGGUCUGUUCCUAUGUAAAUACUACACUUUCGAUUCGAAGCAUCUAAUGUACAUAAAAACUGAAUAUUAAUGUGCUAUAGCCAA
Parathielavia appendiculata is the source of this 1880-nucleotide messenger RNA. RefSeq names its product carbohydrate-binding module family 1 protein. The record is from RefSeq and is a predicted model, not a curated record. Lineage: Eukaryota; Fungi; Ascomycota; Sordariomycetes; Sordariales; Chaetomiaceae. Gene Ontology annotation, biological process: carbohydrate metabolic process. Gene Ontology annotation, cellular component: extracellular region. Gene Ontology annotation, molecular function: pectate lyase activity; cellulose binding. The transcript has a single exon. Bases 356 to 1741 code for a protein of 461 amino acids.